Messenger RNA from Sporisorium graminicola, 1383 nucleotides. RefSeq lists its product as uncharacterized. NCBI's taxonomy places the organism in Eukaryota, Fungi, Basidiomycota, Ustilaginomycetes, Ustilaginales, Ustilaginaceae. The record is from RefSeq and is a predicted model, not a curated record. Bases 1 to 1383 code for a protein of 460 amino acids. Gene Ontology annotation, molecular function: nucleotide binding. The transcript has a single exon.
AUGCGCUCAACCCUUGCUCUCAGGCAGAUCGCCGUCUCGGCUUCGCGCUCCUCAAGCCUCGCCGCCCCUCGAGCUGUCGCUGCUCCGCGCAUCGGCUCUCUCUCCUCCGCCUUUAAGCGCGAUGGUGGCGCCCUUCGACUCCCCACCGCCGUAAGGGGCCUUGCCACGGAUUCGGCGCAAGACUUCGACCCGCACGCGCCCACCGCCAUGGACAAGAUGGAGCCGCCCAAGCCUGGUGCCGACUUUAACGUAGUCAUCAUCGGCGCCGGAAACAUCAACUUUGGUUCGGACGAAGGUCCCUGGAAUCACUCUUUCCGACUCGAGCACAAGCUUGGCCCACGUCUCAAGGUGGUUGCGCUCAUCGACCCUUCGGCUGCGCGUGCAGAGUCUGUGCUCUCGGUCAAGCGCAACUCGUUCGUGCUUUCCGCCUACAAGGACACCGUUGUGUACCCUACUUUCGCCGACUACGUCGCUAGCGUGUCGCCCGAAAAGCGCCCCCACGCCAUUUGGGUGGGAAGCCCUCCCGCGUUCCGUGGAGGCGAGCAGCCCGGUCGCGACCUCGAAAAGAAGCUCGUCGAGGCUUUCCCGGACGUUGCGAUCUUCAUUGAGAAACCCGUCUCGACAGGACCUGUCGCCGACGCUCAAAAGGUUGCGCAGAUGCUCGAAAAGGCUGACAUUAUUGUGUCGGUCGGAUACAUGCUUCGAUACCUCAAGGUGGUCCAAAAGAUGAAGCAGAUCCUCGAGGAGAACAACCUCAAGGUCAUGGCCACCAACGCUCGUUACAUUAUGGCGUACGAACACACUGCAAAGCUCGACUGGUGGGACAAGAGCCAGACGUGUGGUCCCAUUGUGGAGCAGGCCACCCACUUUUGUGAUCUCUCGCGCUACUUUGGUGGUGAAGUGGAUCUCAGCACCGUGGCUGCCCACUCGCUCGAAUGGUUCGAGCCCGCUGGCCACCUGAGCAAAAUUCCCGUUGACGAGAGCAAGGUCAAGCCAGACAACCGCAUCCCGCGAAUCACCAGUGCUACCUGGAAGUACGAGUCCGGCGCCGUCGGAUCGCUCACCCAUGCCGUUGCUCUGCAGGGGUUCAACUACCAGACAGAGAUCGACGUGCUCGCAGACGGAUACAGCUUGCGUCUGGUCGACCCGUACAACGCUCCUGCGCUCUACUUCCGCCGUCCCGGUGAUGACCACGAGGAGGUGGUGCGAUACCAGAACGACGACCCCUUCUUCUCUGAAGUCAACAACCUGAUCGAUAACAUUGAAAAGGGACGUGGUUCCGCGCCUAUCCUGUCGUCCUACGACGAUGCCGUCAAGACGUAUGCGCUCACGUGGGCCAUCCGCGAGGCUUCGGAGAAGUCGGCCAAGAAGCCUAGCCAGUAA